Messenger RNA from Coffea eugenioides, 973 nucleotides. RefSeq lists its product as uncharacterized. The record is from RefSeq and is a predicted model, not a curated record. NCBI's taxonomy places the organism in Eukaryota, Viridiplantae, Streptophyta, Magnoliopsida, Gentianales, Rubiaceae. The coding region runs from base 36 to 953 and encodes 305 amino acids. The transcript has 3 exons.
UAAGCUGCUUGUAUCUUUUUCAGAAUUUUGUAAACAUGGCUGGAGCAACGGCUAAAUUUCACCAAAAUUUUGCCCAGAACAAGAUGGACAAGUUUUAUGGUGAUCAAGAAAGUUUUACCGAAUUAAUUUUUGGGUUCAUUGAGGAAUUUUCUGAGGAUUCAUCUGAGAGUUCCUGCAGCUCUACCUUUGAGUUUGACGAUAGAGCUAUAAUUGACGAAGGUGUUGAUGAGGAUGAGAAUUUUUCCAUCGUCGAGGAGUCCAAAGCUUUCUGGGAAUCCCAGGAAGAUCUUCUCCAGACAGCUCUGUGUAGGACUACUUCUAUUGAAAAGAAAAUCAGGCAGGCAACAAAGGAAGCUGUGAGGGAUAUAAGUUCAGUUGGUUUGGAUUGUGCUUGUGAGAAAAUGGUUGGCAAUAGUUGUGAGAUUUGUUUGAAGAAGGAAAUCUGCAAUCGCCUUCGAAAUGCUGGAUAUAAUUGUGUUGUUUGCAAGUCCAAGUGGAGAAAGUCGCCAGAAAUUCCAUCAGGGGAGCACACCUAUUUGGAAGUGGUGCAAAACUCAAAAGGUGCUAAAGGAGAAGUGAAGAUAAUUGUUGAGCUGAAUUUUAGAGCUCAAUUUGAGAUGGCUAGAGCAAGCGAAGAAUACAACCGGUUAAUCAACCAAUUACCCGAAAUUUUUGUUGGGAAAUUUCUAAGACUACAAAAUCUAGUAAAGAUCUUAUGUGCUGCAUCCAAGAAAUGCAUGAGGGAGAGAAAAAUGCACAUUGCUCCAUGGAGGAAGUAUAAGUAUAUGCUAGCUAAAUGGCACGGCUCACCGGAUCAACAAAAAGUGGCUCCAAUUUUGUCGCCCGUUAGUUACUUGGGUCGGGCAACGAGGCCAAGAACCUCGAUGCUUACUUUUGAUUUGGUUGGUAGUUUACAGGGAAUACAAUGUACCACAAUGAUCAAAGUAGUAUGAUAAAAGAGAGUUGCUUUUUU